Molecule: messenger RNA, 1394 nt
Organism: Trametes versicolor FP-101664 SS1
Lineage: Eukaryota; Fungi; Basidiomycota; Agaricomycetes; Polyporales; Polyporaceae
Product: mitochondrial carrier
Exons: 10
Coding region: 418-1335 (305 amino acids)
Biological process (GO): mitochondrial transport; carnitine transmembrane transport
Cellular component (GO): mitochondrial envelope
Molecular function (GO): O-acyl-L-carnitine transmembrane transporter activity
Source: RefSeq, a predicted model, not a curated record
CGGACAGCCGUGCCUAGGCGGAGCAAUUCUGCUCGAUCAGCGUCCGGCCCCUCUCCCCACACAUUCCGGUUCACUCCAUUGGCUCCUUCCCCGCACUCGCAUCGCAAACCGACCUCCGUGGAGACGCUUAGUGCGGGGGACGUGCGGAAAGUCGAAACAAGUCGCGGGGAAGGUUUGUCAAUUGCAAGCCGCUGCAGGCCGGCGACGUACUUGGACGAGCAGACUGGUAUGCAGGCUAUCUGAUUAUUUAGACGCCCGCGCGAUCCCCCGCGCGCCCCUAUAAAUCACGCGCCAACGCGGCGCCAAGGGAGCAGGCGCAGAAGCUUGCCGGACCUGUCCAUAUAGCGCGCCCUCGCCCUCUCCUCCGCGCCCCCACCUUCCCCCUCCUCUCCCGACUCCCGACUCUCCACUAGAAGCAUGAGCGACGCGGCAUUGGCAGAGGAGACGCAGCGGAACUCGUCCACGAAGGAGUCAAUCAAGUCCUUCUUUGCGGGCGGCGCGGGUGGUGUCGCUGCGGUUCUCGUCGGGCAUCCGUUCGACUUGACGAAGACCCGGCUGCAGACCGCUGCUCCCGGUACUUACACCGGCGCGGUGGAUGUCGUGAAGAAGGCUCUUGCUGUAGAUGGUGUUAAGGGACUCUACCGUGGUGUAGUGCCCCCAUUACUGGGUGUUACACCCAUCUUCGCCGUAUCGUUCUGGGCCUAUGACACGUCCAAGCUGCUCAUCCUUAAACUUACUCCGAAUCGCGUUAACAAGGAGCUGUCGAUACCCGAACUGGCCGCUGCUGGUUUCUUCUCUGCGGUACCCACAACGCUUAUCACCGCACCGGUAGAACGCGCGAAGGUCCUUCUGCAGGUGCAAGGGCAAACUCCCAACGGCCCCCAAUACAAGGGCGUCACCGACGUAGUGAGACACUUGUACCGUGAGGGCGGCUUGCGGAGCGUCUUCCGCGGGUCUUUCGCGACUGUCGCGAGAGACGGACCCGGCAGCGCUGCGUACUUCGCGGCAUACGAGGUCACGAAGCGGGCGUUGACACCGGUAGGAUCGUCUCCGUCUGAUUUGAACCUUGGUGCCGUCAUCGUCGCGGGCGGCAUGGCGGGCAUCGCAAUGUGGUCGAUUGCCAUUCCACCAGAUGUUCUCAAGUCGCGUAUCCAGUCCGCGCCUACAGGGACGUACUCUGGAUUUAUGGACUGCGCGCGGAAGACCAUCGCACAGGACGGCGUCCGAGCUCUGUGGAGGGGCCUUGGGCCUGCGAUGGCUCGGGCAUUCCCGGCGAACGCUGCUACUUUCCUCGGGGUGGAGGCGACGAAGAAGCUGUUGGACGGAUUGCUAUGACCGGAGCCUGUCGCUCGGUACCUCUUGUAUUCUUUGAGCAAUGGCAUCGAUUGAUCUUG